AUGAGCAGUCGCAGCAUCGAGGACAUCGUCGAGAUCGAGGACUACCGCGCCCCCGCGGUCGACUCCACCAUCACCGACAUGGACAAGGAGGCCAUCCGCGCAGAGUUGCAUUGCCUGGAUGCACAGAAGGCGGCCCUCGAGGCGAAGCUGACGGAGGCGCUUCAGUAUCUCGCAUCGACCCCUGUUGGGCUCCGCGGCCGCUUGCUUGACGAUGAGGGGUUCCCACGAAACGACUGCGACCUGUACGCGGUUCGCACGGCCCGGAACACGGCCGACUCCACACGCAACGACCUGCGCGCGCUGAACGAGAAAAUCUACAGCCUUCUCAACGAGCUGCACCGCCAGACGCACGAGGAGGCGCAGCUGCAGAUGGUACAGGACGCCGCCGCCCGCCGGCAACGACAGGCGGCGGCGGAGAAGCGAGCGCAGCGCAUGGCAGAGGUGCAGCGUGUCUCGCAGCUGAAGCCGUGUCUGGUGGUGGCGAAAGUGGACGCCAAUAGCCCGGCGGAAGAGGCCGGCCUCUCUGUCGGCAUGCAGAUCCUGCAAUACGGCGCGGUGACGCAGACGGAGCUGAUUGCGGAGGGCCUGCAGGCGCUGGCGAGGGAAACAUUCACCCACGAAGGGGCGCCGAUUGUGGUGUGGGCGCGGAAGCCAGGCGAGCUGCAAGAUGAUCCGUCCGAGCUUGUACUGGUGCCGCAGCGCUGGCAGGGGCCCGGGCUGCUCGGCUGCGCCUUGGACAGAGUCGGGGACGAAACUGUGUGA
This is a messenger RNA of Leishmania mexicana MHOM/GT/2001/U1103, 762 nucleotides long. RefSeq names its product putative proteasome 26S non-ATPase subunit 9. The record is from RefSeq and is a predicted model, not a curated record. NCBI's taxonomy places the organism in Eukaryota, Euglenozoa, Kinetoplastea, Trypanosomatida, Trypanosomatidae. The transcript has a single exon. Gene Ontology annotation, cellular component: cytoplasm; nucleus. Gene Ontology annotation, biological process: proteasome regulatory particle assembly. The coding region runs from base 1 to 762 and encodes 253 amino acids. Gene Ontology annotation, molecular function: protein binding.